Molecule: messenger RNA, 2856 nt
Organism: Mangifera indica (mango)
Lineage: Eukaryota; Viridiplantae; Streptophyta; Magnoliopsida; Sapindales; Anacardiaceae
Product: two-component response regulator-like APRR1
Exons: 7
Coding region: 610-2325 (571 amino acids)
Biological process (GO): cytokinin-activated signaling pathway; phosphorelay signal transduction system
Molecular function (GO): protein binding
Source: RefSeq, a predicted model, not a curated record
GUCCAUUUUGCUAAAACAAACCGAAAUCCCACUUUCUGACUAUAUCUGAUUUGCUUCAAAAGCUCAAAAUUAUCUUCCUCUCUCUUCUUGUCCCUACAGUUCAAGCUUUCGCCGGAACGGUCUGGCAAAUCUGACCGUUGAUUGACUUAAUCAAACCCCACUUGGUGUGUCCGUUCGGUCACAGCCGUCUAGCUGUUCCUGUUAUCUGGGAAUUACUUGAACGGUUGGGUUGGCUUUACUUGCUAAGGUGAAACAACUUGGGCUUGGUCCAGUGAACCAACUGUUCACAACUAAUAUAGAAAUAUGCGAUUGGUUUAAUUGUUAUUACGAUGAUGUUUUUUUUUUUUUGUUGUUGAUGUUCACGUAUUUGUUUGAAAUUUGAAAUUAAAAAAUAGUUUUUUUCCUGGGGUGUGUACGGAAGGCGUUUGAUCUAAGUACUCAAUGGAAUGUUUGAUGCAAGCCCUGAAAUUUGAAAGCUUGAAGAUGGUUUCGGUAUGUGGUGAGGUUGCUGAGAUUUUUUCAAUGGAAGUCCUUUCGUAGCGUGGUUUUUGCGUGCGUCUGAGCUGAUUUUGAUCCUUUAUUUUCUGGGUAAAUUGAAGUUUUUAAGAUAUGGAGAGCAAGGAGCUGAAUUUAAAUAAGGAGUCUGUUGCUGGUGUUGGAAAUAGUAAGGGGGGUGGAGAUGGGUUUAUUGAUAGAAGCAAAGUGAGGAUUUUGCUAUGUGAUAAUGAUGCCAAUAGUUCGGAGGAGGUUUUAUUGCUUCUUUUGAAGUGUUCUUAUCAGGUGACUGCAGUGAGGUCAGCUAGACAGGUGAUUGAUGCACUGAAUGCUGAGGGAUCUGAUAUUGAUAUCAUACUUGCUGAAGUUGAUCUCCCCAUGACUAAAGGCAUGAAGAUGUUGAAGUACAUCAUGCGGGAUAAAGAGCUACGGCGCAUACCUGUUAUCAUGAUGUCGGCACAGGAUGAAGUCUCUAUUGUUGUCAAGUGCUUGAGGUUAGGUGCAGCUGACUAUCUUGUAAAGCCUCUACGAACUAAUGAGUUAUUGAACUUGUGGACACAUAUGUGGAGAAGGCGGCGGAUGCUUGGCUUAGCUGAAAAGAACAUCUUGAACUGUGAGUUUGAUCUGGUGGCAUCAGACCCAAGUGAUGCUAAUACAAACAGUACCACUGUGUUCUCAGAUGAUACAGAUGACAGGUCUCGGAGAAGCACCAAUCCAGAGACAGGAAUGUCCACUCAUCAGGAGACUGAAUCUAUUUCUGCAGCUGCCACCAUCACCAACUGCAGCAACCCUGCUGCUGCUGCUGCUUUUGUGCCUCCUCAAUCUGAUGCAGUGGGAUUUCAGCCUGAUGUGCCAGGAAUUAGUGACCGCCAUAUGGGUCAAUUUUCUUGUGGUCCUAAGAAAAGUGAAUUAAAGAUUGGUGAGUCUUCCGCCUUCUUCACCUAUGUUAAAUCAAGCAUGCCAAAAAAUAAUUCCCCUGGGAGUAUGAGCGUUGACAAUAAUUCUGCACAAAAUGUGAGGGCAGAAGAGAACUGUCAACCAUGUAGUCAACAGGUGAUUAUCAGUACACAAAUACAUGAAAAUGGAGAGGCUUGGGAAAACUGUUCCCAAGGAGAUGAGUUUCCUAGCAGUAGUAGUGUCCCAGAUUCUCUUUCCUUGGAGAGGUCCUCUACCCCACCAGUGUCUAUGGAUUUUCCACACAAAAAGCAUUCCAUGGAUGAAAAGUUUGCUCAGGCACAUGCACCUCCGAGAAAUGAUCCUCAGCAUGAACUAUCUGGUUUAUCUCCACAAACCACGUACCCUUUUUAUGUGCCAGGGGCAAUGAAUCAAGUAAUGAUGCCAUCAUCAGCACAUCUGUUUCAAAAGAAUCUUCAUGACCUUCAAAAUCAUGCUACUCCAGCAAUGCUUUCUCACUACAAUCACCUACCACAGUGUCUUCCACAUGUAAAUGGCAUGGCAUCAUUCCCAUAUUAUCCAGUUGGUAUGUGCAUACAACCUGGUCAGAUGUCUACUAAUUCAUGGCCAACGUUUGGGAGUUCAUCUUCCUCUGAAGUGAAGUUGAAUAAAGUAGAUAGAAGAGAAGCUGCAUUGAUGAAGUUUAGACAGAAAAGAAAGGAGCGGUGUUUUGAUAAGAAAAUUAGAUAUGUUAAUAGAAAACAGCUUGCUGAACGGAGGCCUCGUGUGCGGGGACAAUUUGUUAGGAAGAUAAAUGGUGUAAACAGGGAUCUUAAUGGGCAACCUACUUUGGGUGAUUAUGAUGAUGAUGAAGAUGAUGAGGAAGAGCAGGCAUUGAGAGACUCUUUUCCUGAAGAUGAUACUUCAGGAUAUUAAUUUAAAGUUGUCAGUUAUUGUUGAAGGGCUUAUUCCUUCUGAUGUGGCAAUCUGCAGUUACAAAGCCUUUGUUCUGGAAAUUUAUGUGCCUUCAGCCGUUGCCUGUGUUGACAAACAAGAACUAAUGCUAAAGACGGCUCACUUGUGGAAUAUGAAGAUAAAUCCAUUGUUUGAAGAGCAGGGAUCAGGCCUAGUACAGACAUUCGGUGCUUCCAAAUGCAUACAGGUGGUCGAGGUGAUGUUAGAUGUUGACAUGGUACUUCCCUCGUUUGGACGUCCCUUUUUCGACAGUGUGUUGUGAUUAUCAUUGGGUAGUUACAAAUGGAGUUUACAAGUGUUCCUCCAUUGGAUAUGCUGUGGAAGUGUGCAAUCCAUGCUUUUGAUCAUCUUUAUCAUCGCCCUGCCAAUAAAGACCUUGCAAUUGCUGUUGAAGAAAUGUUUGCCUUAAUGGGAAUUCGCUCUAAACAAGCAUGUAAUCUUGUGCUGGAGUUUUGCAAUGAAAUGGAAAGCAGUGAAGUCAUUUUUCUCUUC